AUGCACGAUGAAGCUCAGCGGCAGCAUCAGUCACUUCAAAUCAUUGAACUUCUCAUUGAUCUCAUUCAUGGUGAUCUCGUUUGUGGCGAUAAGGCCUGCAGACGUGUCGUAGAUGCAUUGAUUGCCAUUUAUGAAAAUGCCAUUCAAACACUUGUUACGAAUGAGACACUGCUCACAUCAUCUGUGAAGGGUGCUAUUAAUGCCUACUGUGCACGUCAUGUUCUCCGUGCGGCGCCAGAGCUUCUUAUCACUUCUAAAGAAGCCGCUGCAGCAUAUAAACAGAUCGCUGAUGUUUUGAUAAAUGUAGAGGAAAUGAAAGAUAUUGGUGAAGCUAUUGCAAAGGAGUUAUCUCACCUAACGCGACGUCUGGAAACACGACGCUUUUCACAUUUACUAGAUCUUAUGGGAAUUGCAGUGGUUCUCUACAUGCAGAAAGCGGCGAAAGAGCAUGAAGAAGAAAAGGCCCAGGGUGUAUUGUUGCUGGAGCCAGAGUCAGCCUUUUGGGUAUCUGUUAAACGGUUUCUCGCAGCAACAAUAAUAAUACCAACAACAUCACCAACAAGGGCUACAUCAACAGAAGGUGAUAUGAAUAACCAUAACAAGAGUCCUAGUAAUAAUAAUAAUAAUAAUAAUAACCGUAAGAGUAGUAAACGAGUGCGUGUGGAAGAGGAGGAUAAAGAAGUUUCAGCUUCAAACUCAACACCACCGCGUGGUUUCUCAGAAGAAAUGCGACGUGUUGUUAUUUCCCCUAUUAGAGAUAGAAGAUUUCUAGGCAUAAAUACCCAACGUCUUGCAUGUGCGCAAGAGCCGGAAGUCUCACCCCAUACAGAUAAACAGCAAAAGUUGAAUAAUAGAGAAAAGGGAAAAAAUGGAGAAGUAGAGGAGGAACAGAUACAUGUAGGAACUGCAGUUAAUGGGCGUGCUAUACUGCAACAAAAUAAUUCUGUAUCGAGAAUGAUUGAAGAAAUGGAUGGAGAUCAUUCCAAAAUGAUAGAGAAUACAAGUAUUGGGCUAGAUACUAUUGAUAACUCUAUGGAGACAUCUCAUAAACCUUCUACACUUCAGAAGCGAAAAGAUGUUAUUGUUGCUGGCGUUGAUGAUUCUAGUGUUUCUCUUCUUGGUGGUGACGUUCAAGAGCGCAGUUAUUUUCUCUGCGCGGAAACAAAACGUUAUGAACCCGUUAGUAAUCGGGGAUUUUUUUCAUAG
Messenger RNA from Trypanosoma theileri, 1206 nucleotides. RefSeq lists its product as uncharacterized. The coding region runs from base 1 to 1206 and encodes 401 amino acids. The transcript has a single exon. Lineage: Eukaryota; Euglenozoa; Kinetoplastea; Trypanosomatida; Trypanosomatidae. The record is from RefSeq and is a predicted model, not a curated record.